Arabidopsis arenosa is the source of this 4654-nucleotide messenger RNA. The record is from the annotation of a GenBank genome assembly. Lineage: Eukaryota; Viridiplantae; Streptophyta; Magnoliopsida; Brassicales; Brassicaceae.
GGCUUCUAACGAACCCUUGGCCCAUAUUUUACUAAACCCGAAAUAAUUAAAUGGCCUAAAAGGAACCCUUUCGAUGAAGGCAAAGGUUCAAUUUCAGAAAGAAAAAAACUGGGCAUGCUUCUUUCUUCUUCUUCUUCUCUCAGAGAGUUUUCAGGCGGAGAAGCUCAGAGUCAGAGUCAGAGCCUUCCUUCCAGAGAAAUCCCUCAAAUCUCACCCAAGCCAUGCAGGGAAGAAGAUGACCUCCAUCAUCAAUUCAUGGCUCCUUAUUACAUCUUUCGUCCUCUUCUUAUUGGCUAUUAACUGUCGAGGGGAAUCUUCGACGUGUUUGGCCGUUUACAAACAAGGCGGAGCUCCAGCCGUGUUUCAAUCACCCAAAUGCCCUCGUUGGAAUCUCCACAAUUGGGGUCAAAGUGGAGCUGGUCGUUGCCAUACUGCAGCUAUUAAAGGUCGGAGGAACUACCAAGAGGAUCGUCUCCUCUGUGCUCUUGAUCUUCGCAUUCCAUUUCCCGGCAAGACUGGAACAAAGGAUGUUUUGGUUGGAAUUGCAGCAGUCUUUGAUGGACAUAAUGGUGCAGAAGCCAGUGAAAUGGCUUCAAAACUUUUAUUGGAUUACUUUGCUUUGCAUAUCAACUUUCUCUUGGACGCAACUUUUUCUGCUAUGACGAGGAAGAUGAUUGGACGACUACCAACUAAAGGGGAGCACGGUGUUAUUUUGCAUGGCGUAAGUCGGGAUGAUAUCAUGCAUCUAUACAACCUGGAUUUUCAAAUGCAGUUUCGAGACUCAUUGCCACUUAAUUUUGAUGAUUCUCUUCACUUGGAUAUUAUGAAGGAAGCAUUGCUGAGAGCGAUCCAUGACAUUGAUGCCACAUUUACUAAGGAAGCAUCAGCCCGAAAGCUUAAUUCAGGUUCAACUGCUACAAUUGCACUUAUAGCUGAUGGUCAACUAAUGGUUGCUAGUAUCGGUGACUCAAAGGCACUUCUGUGUUCUGAAAAAUUUGAGACUCUCGAAGAAGCUAGAGCUACUUUGGUGAAGUUGUACAGAGAGCGAAGGCGCAAUCGAGGCUCUUCACCAUCAAGGUUCUCUGACUUUAAACUGGAACAUGGCAAUGGACUACUGCAUUUCAUUGCCAAAGAAUUGACAAAGGACCAUCACCCAAAUAGGGAGGAUGAAAAGAUUCGUGUUGAAGCUGCAGGAGGUUAUGUCACAGAGUGGGCCGGUGUGCCACGAGUGAAUGGCCAGCUGACUGUCUCCCGUUCAAUUGGUGACCUUACUUAUAAAAGUUACGGUGUCAUCUCUGCACCUGAGGUGAUGGACUGGCAGCCUCUACUGGCUAAUGACAGCUACUUGGUAGUAUCAUCGGAUGGCAUCUUUGAGAAGUUGGAGGUGCAAGAAGUAUGUGAUCGUCUGUGGGAAGUAAACAAUCAAACUAGCUCUGGAGCAGGAGUGCCUUCAUACUGCUCAAUUUCUUUGGCAGACUGCUUGGUUAAUACUGCCUUUGAGAAGGGAAGUAUGGAUAAUAUGGCUGCUGUUGUUGUUCCUCUAAAAUCGAAUCUAGUUACGCAGCUCCAAUGGAAAGAGCAGAGCAUGAAUGACAACAAAGAUAAGAUUGCUUCAGCACUACCCACUAACAACUGUGCGCUUCCAUUGCCUAAUGAUAUAAAUUUGGGUCCAUUGCAAUUGAAACAGGCUCAACCACUUGCAACCAUGUUUAACAGGUUAUUGGUUGAAGUUAAAAACGGAAGUUUUUGCCGCUUUUAUAUGUCAGAGAACCUUAUUGGGGCGUCUCAAGGGCAAAUGGACAAUUUGAACGGUUACAUGGGUGACUUACCUCAGGUUCUACCUGCAUCUGCCGAGCCAUUCCCUGGCUGGUGUUUAUCUUCUGGAACGACUACCAACGAGAAUCAAGAUCAGUGCAUCAAUCCUGAUAGUUUUGCUACUUUCCUUGGGUUACUUGAAUCUGUACCCUUACAUGGUUUUGGUGCUAAUAACGGGACGGAUGAGAUUCCAUUUCCUGACUCAAGCUAUGUGCUGAAGAAAAAAUUUGGGCGUGGUGCAUUUGGUGAGGUAUGGUUGGCAUUUCACUGGAAUUGCUAUGAAGGAAAUAACGCUACUAGUUCGAUCGAUGAAGAUAAAAAUACAUCGAAAAAUGGUGUUCAUUAUGAUGCUGAUGGUCCUAAUAACUCCUUCAUUCUGAAGCGGAUAAUGGUAGAGAGAGGACCAACUGUUUAUUUAAGUGGUCUAAGGGAGAAGCAUUUUGGUGAACUGUUUCUAAAUGCAUAUAAUAUAAGUGAGAGUUCUUCUGCAACGCAAACGUCAAGUUCUCAACCAGCGUCAUCAGGAUUGGGUCUCUCUGAAGAGGGUUUGAAACAUAUUGCUAGAUACAUAGAGUAUUUUGAAUCUCGAUAUAAUGACAUAUGGCUUGUGUUUCACCACGAGGGUGUAUCUUUAUCAAAGCUGAUGUACACUGCCGAAGAAGCAGAGAAUAGCUCUGCUGGUGAAAAGGCUGAAGAAGCAAGUCACGGGCAGAUACUUCGUCCGUCGAAGUGGUGGACCUGGUUGAAGACGACAGAAUCAGGAAAAGAAGAAAUGCGGAGAAUAAUAUGGCAAUUGUUGCUAGGUCUAAAGGCAUGCCAUGAUCGCAACAUUACUCACAGAGAUAUAAAACCCGAGAAUAUGGUGAUAUGCAUUGAAGACAUCAAGUCCGGAAGAUGCUUAAAGGGUGUACCAAAUGGAGAUCAUAACUUCAAAACUAAAAUGCGCAUCAUCGACUUUGGCAGUGCACUUGAUGAGUAUACAAUGAAACAUUUAUAUGGGUCAACAGGUCCAUCAAGAGCAGAACAAACUCAUGAUUAUGCACCACCCGAAGCCAUUAUGAACAGUAGCUGGCACCAUGGACCGACCAGUUUGACACUGAAAUACGACAUGUGGAGUGUUGGGGUUGUGAUGUUAGAGAUGAUUUUAGGAUCACCCAAUGUUUUUGAGAUUAGUUCUGUUACACGUGCCCUUUUGGAUCAACAUAUCAGAGGUUGGAGUGAAAAUUUUAAAGAGCUUGCAUACAAGCUUCGAUCCCUUAUGGAGAUGUGCAUCUUAAUCCCAGGUAGUUCUUUAAAACAUGGUGGCGCCAGCUCAAAGCAGGGUGGGAUUUCACUUGCGUCAUGGAAAUGCUCUGAAGAGUUUUUUGCAGAACAGAUAAAGAGUAGAGACCCUCUGAAGAUUGGGUUUCCAAAUGUUUGGGCUUUAAGGUUGGUGAGGGGUCUAUUACAGUGGUACCCUAAUCGCCGAUCCUUGUCCUCCUCCACCAGUCGUUGCCAUACGGCGGCGAUUCAAGGUCGGAGGAAAUACCAGGAGGAUCGUCUUCUCUGCGCUCUUGAUCUUCGCAUUCCCUUUCCCGGCAAGAAGACUGGAACACCAACGGAUGUUGUGGUUGGAAUCGCCGCUGUCUUUGACGGCCACAAUGGUGCAGAAGCCAGUGAGAUGGCUUCACAACUUUUGUUGGAUUAUUUUGCUCUCCACACUUACUUUCUCCUCGACGCCACAUUUUCCAAGGAGCUCUCUGGAACGCUACCAAAUCCUCUCAUGCAUCUAUACGACCUCAAUUUCCAAAGGUUCCAAGAUUCAUUGCCGCUCAAUUUUGGUGAUUCUCUUCACUUGGAUAUUCUGAAAGAAGCCUUGCUCAGAGCUAUCCACGAUAUUGAUGCAACAUUUACUAAGGAAGCAUCUAACCGAAAGUUGGAUUCAGGUUCAACGGCCACAGUUGCACUUACCGCAGAUGGUCAACUACUGGUUGCUAGCAUCGGUGAUUCUAAGGCACUUUUGUGUUCCGAAAAAUUUGAGACUCCUGAAGAGGCUAGAGCUACUUCAAUAAAGUUGUACAGAGAGCGUAAGCGCAAUCGAGACUCUUCCUCAUCAAGGUUCUCUGAUUUUAAGCUGGAACAUCGCAAUGGACUCAUACGUUUUAUUGCCAAAGAAUUGACUAAGGACCAUCACCCAGAUAGAGAGGAUGAAAUGCUCCGCGUUAAAGCUGCAGGAGGUUAUGUCACUGAGUGGGCCGGUGUGCCACGGGUAAAUGGUCAGCUGGCCGUCUCCCAUUCAAUUGGUGACCUUACUUAUAAAAGUUACGGUGUCAUCUCUGCACCUGAGGUGAUGGACUGGCAGCCUCUACUGGCUAAUGACAGCUACUUGGUAGUGUCAUCUGAUGGUAUCUUUGAGAAGUUAGAGGUGCAAGAUGUAUGCGAUCGUCUGUGGGAAGUAAAGAAUCAAACUAGCUUUGGAGCAGGAGUGCCUUCAUAUUGCUCAGUUUCUUUGGCAGACUGCUUGGUUAAUACUGCCUUUGAGAAGGGAAGUAUGGAUAAUAUGGCUGCAGUCGUGGUUCCUCUACAAUCCAAUAUAGACUGGCAGAGCCAACCAAAAGAGCAAUAUGUGGGUGGCAACAUAGAUGAGUUUGCUUCGGGAUUGCAGAUGAAGAGUACAUAUGCACUGCCAUAUAGAACUUUUGGUGCAUUGCAAUUGAAGCAGGCUCAACCAGUUCCAACCAUGUUUAACGAGUUAUUGGUUGAAGUAGAAAACAAGAGCUUUCAUAUGGCAGAGAACCUUAAUGCAUCAUAUGGGUGCAUCUAAUUUUUUUUACCAGGAAAAUCAAGAUUACUGAACUAA